Cloeon dipterum is the source of this 657-nucleotide messenger RNA. RefSeq lists its product as uncharacterized. The coding region runs from base 18 to 623 and encodes 201 amino acids. The record is from RefSeq and is a predicted model, not a curated record. NCBI's taxonomy places the organism in Eukaryota, Metazoa, Arthropoda, Insecta, Ephemeroptera, Baetidae. The transcript has 2 exons.
CUUUGGAGAAGUUGCAGAUGCACCUGGGAAGGAGGGGCUGCGGCGAAGUAUAUAAGCUGUUGUUUCAAGUCUCGAAGGCACAUCAAGUCAAGAUGCACUCUACUCCGGUAACACUUCUGAUUCUGCUCUUGGCUACGUUGCACGUUGGCAGCGGGCAGGUGCAGGACGACUUGGCCCUGGCCGAGACUCGCGCACACGGCUACUUCAAGGGCUAUGGGUUCGGAGAGUUUGGCUUCAAAGACCACGACGAGGGGGCGAGGCAAGAAGAAAAGCAGGUCAGCUUUCCUGUGGACAAAAAGCCAGCUGAGAAACAGGAAAGGGACAACACCAGGGAGGAGGCGGACAAAGGCGACGAAGAGCAGCAAAAGAAGCUGUUUGAGGCUUUCAGGGAUUUCUACUACAAGGCCAAGAAGCAGGACGAGGAGCAAAACGUAAAGCUGGAGUCUGCCAAACCGAAAAAGGAACAACAAGAGAAUGAGAAGAAGAAAGAGGAGCCAAAGCAAGCCAUCAGUUACGCUUACUCGACCAUCGAGCAUAACCGCUUCUUCAAAAAGGGAGCUGAGAGGAAGGCAGAGCAGCGUUCGGAUGAUCAGGAUUACUACUAUUACAUCAGACAGUACUGAUUGUGAUUAAAAGACUUUUCUACAAAAUACGAAA